Molecule: messenger RNA, 1066 nt
Organism: Hylaeus volcanicus
Lineage: Eukaryota; Metazoa; Arthropoda; Insecta; Hymenoptera; Colletidae
Product: chymotrypsin-2-like
Exons: 7
Coding region: 41-811 (256 amino acids)
Biological process (GO): proteolysis
Molecular function (GO): serine-type endopeptidase activity
Source: RefSeq, a predicted model, not a curated record
AGAUUUCGUCACAGUGCUCAGCAACGAUUGCCGCGAAACCAUGUUGCUGGUAACGUUAGGAGUUUUCGCCCUCUUCUCCCUUUCUAAUGCUGGGCUGCUGGGAAGGUUUGAUCCUAGGAUCGUGAACGGGGAGGACGCGAAACCAGGAGAAAUCCCGUAUCAAGUGUCCCUUCAAAACAAAGAUAGCUCGUUCCACUUCUGCGGUGGAUCUGUCCUCAAUAAAUAUUAUGUCAUCACUGCUGCUCACUGCUCCGUUCGCAAACAACCCGGGUCAAUCAAAGUUGUCGCUGGUACGAUAAAUUUAUCGAAGCCCGCUUCCGAGCAUAAUGUUGUGAAAAUCAUUGUUCACGAGAAGUACAACGAGACAGACUCUUGGAAGAACGACAUCGCGUUGCUCAAGGUCGACAAACCAUUCUCAACGUCGAAACAGAUUUCCUUCGUCACUCUUCCAACAGGAAAUGAGAAUAUCACUGCCAAUCAACUGGCGACGGUCUCUGGAUGGGGCAGAUUAUGGCAAGGUGGACCUACAACCAUUUACCUGCAACGCGUGAACAUUUUGAUCGCGAACCAACAAUACUGCAAAUACAUGUAUGAAAAGGAGGGUUUGAAUAUCUACGACUCGCAGAUUUGUGCGUACGAUCCAACCGUGGAAAAAGGAUCUUGCAACGGUGACUCUGGCGGUCCGUUGACCGUGAAUGGAAAACUCGUUGGUCUUGUUUCUUGGGCCAUGGGUUGCGCCCUUACCGAUUACCCCACUGUCUAUACCCGCGUAUCAGCCCACCUUAAUUGGAUCAAGGCACAUGCAGUGUAAAUCUGCCGAAUGGAAUGCGAAAUAAAAAUGAAAAGCGAUAAGAGUACGAGACAGGACUGAUGUUUUAACAAGAGCGAAAUAAUUUUAACAUCUUUGUAAUAAAAAUGACGUUUGUACUGUAUAGCUUAACUGCAAAUAAUGAUGUUUAAUCUAUUUAUUACGUCACACGAAGCAUUUACAAAAUAAAACAUAAUUCAGUGUUCUGUAACAUUAUCUCUGUGAAUCUAUUAUUGUAAUAAAUUAUAUUUCUUCUAA